Molecule: messenger RNA, 1022 nt
Organism: Psammomys obesus (fat sand rat)
Lineage: Eukaryota; Metazoa; Chordata; Mammalia; Rodentia; Muridae
Gene: Pemt
Product: phosphatidylethanolamine N-methyltransferase
Exons: 8
Coding region: 222-821 (199 amino acids)
Biological process (GO): phosphatidylcholine biosynthetic process
Molecular function (GO): phosphatidylethanolamine N-methyltransferase activity
Source: RefSeq, a predicted model, not a curated record
CUCUCGGUGGUCGGGCACGACUGCUGCGGAGGCCUCAGCAAUCUCGACCUCAGUCAGGACAUUGCUCUGAAGUGUGUCCAGUGCAGUGGAACAGCUAUGUGCCUCCUUCCUACCAGCCUGUGGGGGUUCUGCAGCUGACUUCAUCACCAGGGACAGGUGACCUGAGCCGUCCCCUGGAGCCCAGCUCCCAGUUUCUUCUGGUUCUGGCAGAUCUCUUCGUCAUGACCUGGCUGCUGGGUUACAUGGACCCCACAGAGCCCAGCUUUGUGGUGGCUGUGCUCAUCAUUGUGUUCAAUCCGCUCUUCUGGAACGUGGUAGCAAGGUGGGAGCAGAGAACUCGCAAGUUGAGCAGGGCCUUCGGGUCCCCCUACCUAGCCUGCUAUUUCCUGGGCAGCGUCAUCCUGCUUCUGAACGGCCUCCGCUCCCACUGUUUCACACAGGCCAUGAUGAGCCAGCCCAAGAUGGAGGGCUUGGAUAACAGCACCACCUACUUCCUGGGCCUUGCAUUCCUGGUUUGGGGCCUCGUGUUUGUGCUGUCCAGCUUCAUUGCGCUGGGGUUCACGGGGACUUUUCUAGGUGACUACUUUGGGAUCCUCAAGGAGGCCAGAGUGACCACGUUUCCCUUCAGUGUACUGGACAACCCCAUGUACUGGGGGAGCACAGCCAACUACCUAGGCUGGGCACUCAUGCACGCCAGUCCCACGGGGCUGCUGCUGACAGCGCUGGUGGGGCUCGUCUACGUGGUGGCCCUCCUGUAUGAAGAGCCCUUCACUGCUGAGAUCUACCGACAGAACGCUAUCAGGUUGCACAAAAGGAGCUGACAGGGCCAUGAGGGACCUGUAGAAAGCUGAUCUGGCCUCCAGGCUGCCCCAAGCAACAACCCUUCUUGGGGAGAGCAGCGCUGGCCACUGUACCUGUGCCUUGGAAACCAGUCCUGGGGGCCUCGGGCAUUAUGCAGCGUGACCACUGGGACCCCCAUCCCCACCCUGCCUGGACACACUAAUAAAGGCAUUGCGACCUCA